AUAUAAAGCAUGUGUGAUAUCUUGGUGUAAAGGAAUUGUUUAUAUUUUGAAAUUAGUUAGCUAAUUGAUCUUAAGUGGAUCUUUGUUCUUGUUAGUAUUUGAGGUUUGAUUUAUGCGGAUUUUAAAAAUUUGUCGGCUUUUACGUAAAAAAUAUAUAAAAGAAAUUGUACUAAGGUGGUGAGAUGUAUGAAACUUACUAGCUAACGUUAUCUAACAAACUAGCUAGCUAAUACUGUGGCGUACAGCCCGUACCAUCCGAGGUAGCUAGAUUGCUCUUUUUCUUCAAUCCGCUUGGUAUGGUGGAAAUGUCCUAAAUCUUAUUCAAUUCUGUUAGUAAUAGAAAGCCAUGGCAACGUAUCGGAAAAAAGUUGAUAAUCGGAUUCGUGUGCAAAUCGAAAAUGGAGUCGCACAGCUUCAUCGCACAAUGUUUGUCAUUGUCGGUGAUCACGGCAGAGACCAGGUUGUCAUUCUACACCACAUGCUCUCCAAAGCUACGGUGCGAGCACGACCGUCCGUCCUGUGGUGUUAUAAGAAAGAACUUGGCUUUAGCAGUAACCGUAAAAAGCGGAUGCGGCAGCUUCAGAAAAAAAUCAAAACUGGAACUCUGAACCUGAAGCAAGAUGACCCAUUUGAACUUUUUAUUGCUGCCACCAACAUCCGCUACUGUUACUACAACGAAACUCACAAAAUCCUGGGCAACACAUAUGGCAUGUGUGUUCUACAGGACUUUGAGGCUCUAACUCCCAACCUGCUGGCUCGGACUGUUGAGACAGUGGAAGGGGGAGGCAUUGUAGUGAUUCUGCUCAGGACCAUGAACUCCCUGAAGCAGCUCUACACAAUGACAAUGGAUGUCCAUUCUCGCUACCGGACAGAGGCUCAUCAGGAUGUUGUGGGAAGGUUCAAUGAAAGAUUUAUCUUGUCUCUCUCCUCCUGUAAAGCCUGUGUUGUCAUUGAUGACCAGCUCAACGUUCUGCCUAUCUCUAAGCACAUUGCAAACAUCAAGCCUGUCCCACCUAAACCACAGGAUGACGGUCUGUCACCACGAGAACAAGAGCUAAAGGACCUGAAGGAAUCCCUGCAGGACACACAGCCAGUGGGCGUUCUAGUGGAUUGCUGUAAAACCAUGGACCAGGCCAAGGCUGUGCUGAAGUUCAUUGAAGCGAUUUCAGAAAAGACGCUGCGCAGCACGGUAGCCCUCACUGCUGCCCGAGGCCGGGGCAAGUCUGCCGCACUGGGCCUGGCAUUGGCUGCAGCUGUGGCCUUUGGAUAUUCCAAUAUAUUUGUCACGUCUCCCAGCCCAGACAACUUGCACACUUUGUUUGAGUUCAUAUUUAAAGGCUUUGAUGCCCUUCAGUAUCAGGAACAUCUCGAUUACGAAAUAAUCCAGUCUUUGAAUCCUGAGUUCAAUAAGGCUGUGGUCAGAGUGAACAUUUUCAAGGAACAUCGACAGACCAUUCAGUACAUCCAUCCUGCUGAUGCUGUGAAGUUAGGUCAGGCAGAGUUGGUGGCCAUCGAUGAGGCUGCUGCUAUCCCUCUGCCUCUGGUGAAGAAACUCCUUGGGCCUUACCUAGUGUUCUUGUCAUCUACCAUCAAUGGGUAUGAGGGCACUGGGCGCUCCCUUUCUCUCAAGCUCAUUCAGCAGCUCAGGCAGCAAAGUGCAGAUAGCCAGCAGAGUCUCUCGGCUGAAAACAAAAUGACCAGCACAGCCAGACUGGUGGCAGCCCGCACCCUCCAUGAGGUGUCUCUCCAUGAAUCCAUCCGCUAUGCUCCAGGAGACGCUGUGGAGAAGUGGCUCAAUGAGAUCCUGUGUCUGGACUGCCUGAGCGUGCCACGCAUCAUCUCGGGUUGCCCUCUGCCUGAAACCUGCGACCUGUACUAUGUGAACAGAGACACUUUAUUUUGCUACCACAAAGCUUCAGAGACCUUCCUUCAGCGCCUUAUGUCCCUCUGUGUCGCUUCUCACUAUAAGAACUCCCCCAAUGACCUGCAGAUGCUCUCUGAUGCUCCAGCCUACCACCUCUUCUGUCUGCUGCCCCCUGUUCCUCCCACACACAACUCUCUGCCUGAGGUCUUAGCAGUUGUGCAGAUGUGUCUGGAGGGGGAGAUUUCCCGUCAGUCAAUCCUUAAUAGCUUGUCCAGAGGUAAAAAAGCCUCUGGAGACCUCAUUCCCUGGACAGUGUCAGAGCAGUUUCAAGAUUCAGAGUUUGGUGGUCUCUCAGGGGGAAGGGUGGUCCGGAUAGCAGUGAACCCAGACUAUCAGGGGAUGGGUUAUGGGACUCGUGCACUGCAGCUUUUGCAGCGUUACUAUGAGGGACAGUUUCCUCUAUUGGACGAGAGGCAGCAGGCAAACACCGGGGCAAUUAACUCGGUCAGCAGCGAGGCCGUCAGUCUCUUGGAAGAGGUCGUGUCUCCCCGGACAGACCUGCCACCCCUCUUGUUGAAGCUGAAUGAGAGGGCAGCCGAGAGGUUGGACUACCUGGGAGUGUCAUAUGGUCUCACACCACAAUUGCUCAAGUUCUGGAAGAAGGCAGGCUUUGUUCCAGUUUAUUUAAGACAAACUCCAAAUGACCUGACAGGGGAGCACUCCUGCAUCAUGCUAAAAGAGCUAAACACAGAGGACUCAGCUGGGCCAGGCCAAUGGCUACCUGCCUUCUGGAAGGAUUUUCGACGGAGGUUCCUCUCUCUGCUUUCCUACCAGUUCAGCAGCUUUAGCCCAACAUUGGCCUUGAACAUACUGCAGAACAGGAGUGUCGGAGAUGACAGUCCUGCAUUGCUCUCCAGUGCAGCGUUAGCUGCCCAAUUCAUCCCAUAUGACCUGAAACGUUUGGAGAUGUACUCUAGGAACAUGGUUGAUUACCACCUCAUUAUGGACAUGGUCCCUGCUGUGGCCCGGAUGUUCUUCCUCAAACAGCUGGGCGACAUCUCACUUUCUGCUGCUCAGUCUGCUUUGCUUUUGGGACUUGGGCUGCAGCACAAGUCUGUAGAUGACCUGGAAAAGGAAAUCGAGCUGCCCAGCUCCCAGCUCAUGGGCCUGUUCAACCGGCUCAUCCGCAAGGUGGUACAGUUCUUCAACAGUCUCCAGGAGAAGGCAAUUGAGGCAGAGAUGGCUGACAUUAAAGACAUUACCAUGGAACCAACUGCUCGGUCACUGCGGGAAGAUCUGAAUGAGGCAGCCAGAGAAUUCAGAGAGAAACACAAAGAGGACAUGGAGAAGAUUAAGGACAUGGAUCUUUCCCAGUACAUGAUCCGAGGAGAUGAUGAGGAAUGGGACCAAGUGCUGAAGAAAGCAGGUCACACGGCUAUUGUGAGCAUAAAGAGUGACAAGAAAAGAAAAUUGGAGGGUGUAAACAAGAGCGAGCAAUGGCAAGGCAAAAAGCAGAAGAAAAAUAAGGAGAAAAAGGCCAAAUUUGGAAAGAAAGCAUAAGUACUGAGAAAUUCCUGAUUUUUCUACCUGAUUUACUUUUAAUAAUGGACACAAAAUGGCUUUGAACUGAAGAAUUUUUUAUUGUACCAUUCAUAUUAAUGAAAAUAUUUAAACAUGUUAAGCCACCUUUAGUCUAGCUAUGUAGCUAGUAAGGAUAAAAUGGUAAGGUGAUUUGUGGAUGUAUUGAGAUUGCAGAGAAUGAAGGUUGGCUUAAGAGUCCUAGAAAUGGAACACCUUUUUUAUGUUUUCAGCAGAUUUGCUGAACAUUGACUUUGUAAAUCAUUUUGACAAUGUACAAUAUACCAUACACUCUGCAGAGAGUGAAUAAACCUUUUUUAAGGGCCUUAAA
Electrophorus electricus (electric eel) is the source of this 3773-nucleotide messenger RNA. It is a transcript of the gene nat10, whose product is annotated as N-acetyltransferase 10. Lineage: Eukaryota; Metazoa; Chordata; Actinopteri; Gymnotiformes; Gymnotidae. Gene Ontology annotation, cellular component: nucleolus; 90S preribosome. Gene Ontology annotation, biological process: rRNA acetylation involved in maturation of SSU-rRNA. The record is from RefSeq and is a predicted model, not a curated record. Gene Ontology annotation, molecular function: tRNA binding; ATP binding; 18S rRNA cytidine N-acetyltransferase activity.